UUUUGAAUCGUGAACAAACUGUGCUCUGUGAAGUGUGAAAGCAGCAGGCGUCGCCUCGCAGCUCGUCUCUCUGACAGGUUUCGGUGGGUUUUUUGACCCUAAGCUUUACACGAGGAACGCAACAGAAUCUGGAAUUUAACGAUGAGAAAGAGCGAGGUGCUCGCAGCGGAGUCUGUGUCGUGCCUGAAUAAAGCGCUGUGCCAUUUGAAGGACAUUUGGGAGGAGAUCGGUAUCCCGGAGGAGCAGCGACUCCAGAGAACCAAUGUCGUCAAAAACCACAUCAAGAACUUACUUGAAAUGAUGGUCAAGGAGGAGGAGUCUCUGAAGAAGAGGAUCGUAAGCAGCAUUCAGAUAUGCAGGACAGAAAUGGAAAAACUCUGCCUGGAACUUCAACUUCCUGUGUUUCAGGAAGAGGAAGGUAUCAGCAUGCUCCAGCAAGAGAAGAACAUCCGCACUCAGGUGGAGGCACUGGCGAAGGAGAGGGCUCGUAGGAUGCAGCAGCUGAAGGAUCUGCUGGAGCAGGACCAGGACCUGUGCGACAUCCUGUGCUCUAUGCCGUAUGGCAUUGCUCCAGACUCUGUGCCCUCUCCGGAACAACUGGAGAACUUCCACCAGCACAUUAACAACCAGAGCACAGAGAAGGCAAAGCGGUACGCUGAGUUCAUGGACCUCAAAAAGCAGAUCACCUUGCACAUGGAAGAGCUGGACCACAUUCCUGAGACAAGUUUUGAGAAAGAUGUGGUCUGUGAAGAUGAGGACUCUUUCUGUCUUUCCAGGGACAAUAUAACAGCACUAAAAUUGCUCCUUUGUCAGCUGGACGAACGCAAGGUAGAGAAUCAGGCAAAGUGUGAGACUCACAGAGAGAAGAUCCAGCAGCUGUGGGACCGUCUGCAGGUUCCCCAGGAGGAGAGGAGUGUCUUCAAUGAACACAUGGUCAUGUCCAAGAAGAGGAACCUGGAGGCAUUACAAGCAGAAGUUCAGCGUCUUGAAGAGCUCAAACUGCUAAACAUCCGUAAUGUCACAGACGCCAUCCGCUCCGAGAUUGCUGUGUUUUGGGAGAAGUGCUUCUUCAGCAUUGACCAGCGUCAGGCAUUUGCACCGUAUUUUAGUGAGGAUUUUACUGAAGAGCUGUUGGUUCAGCAUGAUGCUGAGAUCCAGCGUUUGAAGCAGCAUUAUGAGGACCACAAAGAGCUUUUUGAUGGGGUUCAACAAUGGGAAGAAAGCUGGAAACUCUUCCAAGAGCUAGAGAAAAAAGCCACUGAUCCAACAAGAUUCACAAACAGGGGAGGGAAUCUUCUGAAAGAGGAGAAACAGAGGUCUGAUUUGCAUAAAAACCUGCCCAAGCUUGAAAAGAAAUUAAAGGCUCAGAUUGAUGCGUGGGAAAGUGAACAAAGUCGGGAGUUUCUAGUAAAUGGCCAGAAGUUUCUGCAGUAUGUGGAGGAACAGUGGGAGCUGCACCGGAUAGAGAAAGAAAAGGAGAAGCAAGAAAGGCAUCUCAAGAAGAGCAAACAGACGGAGGAGGAUAUGCUGUACGGAACAGCAGUACGGACCCCAACAAAACGUAGAUUCCUGGGCACGACCACACCGAAUAAAUCAAGAAAGCUGUUUAAUUCGACUUCCAGCAUGUCUAGUGCCACCUCUAACAGCACCAUGCGCUCUGUCUAUGGUGGGACUAUCUGUCGUUCACCUGUCCCCCGCCCACCUCUCUCGGCAAACAAGUGUCCAGCUCCGCGGACACCAGGAUCUGGUAAACCCCCCCACCCACGACUACAGGGCUGUAACAAGGAGAAUGAGGCCCAGUUGAAGGGAACCCCAGUGAGUGGUGCAUUGCUGACUCCCGCUAGUCCACAGCGUAACUUCAGCAUGGCCUCUGUUGCUAGCACAUAUUCAGAAUUUGUGAGGGACUUGGUCAACACUGAGUCUGUUCAGUCAAGCGAGACCUGUCCAAGGCCUCUAACACCAAGAUCCAGCACGGCAUCAUGAAUUCUACGACUACCAACCAUUGACCUCUGCACCCUGAGGGUGACUGAUUGCAACAGCUUAAGUAUCAUAGUCCUUCCAAUGAAUGAAUUGUGAUCUGUUAAAAUGGCUCACCACCCUACACUGCUAUCGACUUUAAUCUGUAUAUGAAGGUAAUAAUAAGUAUUAAGUCAUUGAUGAACAAGGGACAAGGAAUUAGUUGUCAACCACUGAAUCUUUGUCAAGUCUGUCACUGUCUCCACAUGGAAUAAUCUGUGUAAAUGUUAAACUAACACUAACUUGGCUCUAAUUCUUCUUUUUCGAUGUAACUCUCUUUGUAUCUUGUGCUGCACAUUUUUAAAAUGUAAAAGAAACAUGAGUGUUUAGCUUUCAAAAGUUAUGCAAUCUGGGGUUACAGGCUUAAUGUAUUACGAGUACCUUGCACUUUUUUAUAAAAAGAAAUAGAAAAUAUAUUGCAGCUUAUCUUGUAAUUUUACACUCACAUUGUUCCUUCCACUUUUUUAUAUAUAUGUAUGUGUGUAUAUAUUUCAUGUUGUUAUGCCUCUUUAUGUAAACUCAACUGACAAUGAAAUAUAUAAAGAUGUGCGAUACUCCUUCACUUCCUCCCUUUGUAAAGUAAAAAGAAAAAUGUCCAA
Solea senegalensis (Senegalese sole) is the source of this 2615-nucleotide messenger RNA. RefSeq names its product protein regulator of cytokinesis 1b (gene prc1b). The transcript has 15 exons. NCBI's taxonomy places the organism in Eukaryota, Metazoa, Chordata, Actinopteri, Pleuronectiformes, Soleidae. Gene Ontology annotation, molecular function: microtubule binding. Gene Ontology annotation, cellular component: spindle; cytoplasm; mitotic spindle midzone. The record is from RefSeq and is a predicted model, not a curated record. Gene Ontology annotation, biological process: microtubule cytoskeleton organization; mitotic spindle midzone assembly. The coding region runs from base 142 to 1983 and encodes 613 amino acids.